Molecule: messenger RNA, 1058 nt
Organism: Homalodisca vitripennis (glassy-winged sharpshooter)
Lineage: Eukaryota; Metazoa; Arthropoda; Insecta; Hemiptera; Cicadellidae
Product: extensin-like
Exons: 1
Source: RefSeq, a predicted model, not a curated record
CAACCAACACCCCAACUCAACAACCCAAACCCCAACACUCAACCCAAACACUACGCCAACCACCCCGCAAACCUCGGAACCAACCCCCCCAACCACAACCAAAACCCCCCUCAAGCCACCCCAACCAACCACCUCCAACCAACCCCAAACCAACCCCCCCCCACACCAAGUUCCCCAACACACAACCCCAGACCAACCCGGAAACCCAUACCACCAACCCACACAACCUCCCCCAUCCAAACCCACACCCCCACCAACCUACACCCACAACCCCCGAAACAAACCCAAACCCAAAACCCCAACAACCCCCGCCCCAACCUCCAAACCAACACCCCCACACCCAACCAUACCCCCACCCCCCACCCCAACCCCCCCCCACACCAACCCAACAAACCCAACCCCCGCAAGCCCCACACCCGAACACACAACAACCCCGACCACCCCCGCCAACCCGACCUCCAAAACCACACACAACAACCACCCCCCCAAGCCCUCAACCCCUCAACCUCAAAUGCCGUCCAACCCCCGAAAAUCCAAGCCAAACCAUCCACCCCCAUGCACACCUCGAAGACACACCAACCAAAUCACUACCAAACCCCCAGACAACACCACCCCCCCACUUCAGAUUCCGCCAACCCCAACACCCAAAAACCCGCCCCAAAACAAACCCCCAAAACCCCACCAACCCCAUAACUGCGUCCCCCAACCCCAACCCAAUACCCACGCAACCUACAUCACCAAACAACUCUCCCCCACACCCGCCCCCCACCCCCACCCCCAAUGCACCCGCCGCAUCAAAACCCCAACCCAACCAACCCCCCGCAAACCACCACCGCAACCCACCAAACCAACCCAUCCCCCCCAAACACAAUACACCACACCAACAACCAAACAACAACCUAACCCAUAAACCAAAACUAAAUCCACCUAACCCUAGCCCCAAACAAACCAACCCACCCCAUCAACCACAGACCAACACCAACAACUCCAACCAAAAACAACAAACCCCCUCAUACCAACACCCAACACCAAACCCAAACCAAACCCCAACCCACUAA